AUGGCAAGAUUCGGCUCGUAUGCCAAGAAUAAAGCGGACGAGAACCAGAAAGACCCGCUGGCUACGGUUGAAAAGAGUACGCAGGAACAACGGAAAGCGGACUGGGCAAUAAUGAAGGAGAUGGCGCAUUACCUAUGGCCAAAGAAAGGCUUGGACACCAAGCUACGUGUGUCUUUGGCUGUCGUCUUACUGGUGGGAGCCAAGGUGCUGAAUGUGCAGGUCCCGUUCUACUUCAAGAGUAUCGUCGAUUCUAUGAACAUCGACGUGGGUGCAACCGGUGGCAAUGUUGCCAUGAUCGCUGGGAGCAUGAUAUUGGCAUAUGGUGCAACGAGGAUUGGAGCUACCAUUUUCCAAGAACUCCGUAACGCCGUAUUUGCCUCUGUCGCGCAAAAGGCCAUCAGGAGGGUUGCUUGCAAUGUCUUCGACCAUCUUCUUCGGCUCGAUCUGAACUUCCACCUCACUAAGCAGACUGGUGGCCUUACGCGCGCCAUUGACCGAGGAACCAAGGGUAUUAGCUUCCUGCUUACCAGCAUGGUCUUCCAUAUUGUCCCGACCGCGCUAGAGAUUGGCAUGGUGUGUGGUAUCUUGACCUGGCAGUAUGGUGUGAACUUUGCGGGCAUCACCUUACUAACCAUGGGCGCUUACACGGCGUUUACAAUUUGGACCACAGCUUGGAGGACCAAGUUCCGGCGUCAAGCCAAUGCUGCUGAUAACAAGGGCUCUACGGUCGCGGUCGACUCGCUCAUCAACUACGAAGCCGUCAAAUAUUUCAACAAUGAGAAAUUCGAGGUCACUCGCUAUGAUAAGGCCCUCAAAGACUACGAGAAGAGUUCUAUCAAGGUCCAAACAUCGUUGGCGCUUCUGAACAGUGGCCAGAGCAUCAUAUUCUCUAGCGCAUUGACAGCUAUGAUGUACCUGGCGGCGAACGGUGUCGCGAGUGGCUCAUUGACCGUUGGCGACUUGGUCAUGGUUAACCAGCUGGUUUUCCAGCUGUCCGUUCCCCUCAACUUUCUGGGAUCAGUCUAUCGUGAACUCAGGCAAUCCCUUCUGGACAUGGAGACACUCUUCAACCUACAGAAAGUCAACGUUUCCAUCAAAGAAGCUCCAGACGCCAAAGCGCUCCAGCUCUCACACGGCGGGCAGAUCAUAUUCGACAACGUUUCAUUCGCCUACAACAAAAACCGUCCCAUCUUGCGCAACCUCACCAUGACCAUCCCCGCGGGCAAGAAAGUUGCUAUAGUGGGCCCAAGUGGCUGCGGGAAGUCGACGCUUUUGAGACUCCUCUUCCGAUUUUAUGAUGCCGAUACAGGUCGCAUAUUCAUUGACGACCAGGAUGUUCGGCAGGUCACACUGGAAUCGCUACGGAAAUCUAUAGGGGUCGUCCCCCAAGAUACUCCCCUCUUCAACGACACCGUUGGACAUAACAUCAGAUAUGGCGAUCUGGAGGCAUCAGAAUCACAGGUAGUCGCGGCAGCCCAACGUGCUCGAAUACAUGAUAUCAUCUCGAGCUGGCCAGCAGGCUACGCCACUAAGGUUGGCGAGAGAGGCAUGAUGAUCAGUGGUGGGGAGAAACAGCGUCUUGCUGUUUCCCGUCUUCUUCUCAAGGACCCACCGCUCCUCUUCUUCGACGAGGCAACGAGUGCGCUGGAUACGCACACUGAGCAGGCCCUCAUGCAAAACAUCAAUAGCAUCCUUCGAGAAAAGUCGAGAACCAGUGUUUUCGUGGCUCACCGAUUACGUACAAUUUACGAUGCAGACCUCAUUAUCGUACUGAAAGAAGGAAGCGUCGCGGAGCAGGGCACACACAAGGAGCUUAUUGACCGUGGAGGGCUUUACUCGGAACUUUGGAGUACCCAGGAGACGCUAUUCAGCUCUGAUGGUUCGGAAAAGGAGGUGGUGACGACGGACGACCUCGCGCCUAAAGAAUAG
This is a messenger RNA of Anthostomella pinea, 1929 nucleotides long. The record is from the annotation of a GenBank genome assembly. NCBI's taxonomy places the organism in Eukaryota, Fungi, Ascomycota, Sordariomycetes, Xylariales, Xylariaceae.